This is a messenger RNA of Drepanopeziza brunnea f. sp. 'multigermtubi' MB_m1, 1743 nucleotides long. RefSeq lists its product as uncharacterized. Gene Ontology annotation, cellular component: plasma membrane. The record is from RefSeq and is a predicted model, not a curated record. Gene Ontology annotation, molecular function: transmembrane transporter activity. Lineage: Eukaryota; Fungi; Ascomycota; Leotiomycetes; Helotiales; Drepanopezizaceae. Gene Ontology annotation, biological process: transmembrane transport.
AUGACUGCUAGCGACGAGGACCACAUCGCAGCUGUGGACAGAGAGGUCGCAGGCCUCGCCUCGAACCACGAGAACUCCUAUCCCUCCUCCGAGAAGAAGAAGGGAACUCAAGAUGUCUCUGAGAAGACCUCUGUCGGCGGCACAGACGAGCUCGACACGGAGAAGCAGCAAGCCGACAGGACCACGGAAGAAGUGCCCCCGCGCGACAUCUCCGGCUGGAGAUGGGUCGUCGUCGUGCUCUCCAUCCUCAGCUCCACGUUCCUCUUCGCCCUCGACAACACGAUCGUGGCGGACAUCCAGCCUGUCGUCGUGCGGGAGUUCGACGCCGUGGCCAAGCUCACCUGGCUCUCGGUCUCGUUCCUGCUCGGCGCCGCGGCCACGAACCUGGUCUGGGGGAAGAUCUUUGGACAGUUCAAUGCCAAGUGGACGUACAUCCUCUGCGUGACGUUGUUCGAGGCCGGGAGUGCCGUCUGUGGCGCCGCGCCCACGAUCGAGGCGUUGAUUAUCGGGCGGGCGAUCUGCGGAGUGGGUGGGAGCGGGAUGUACGUUGGGGUGAUGACACUGCUGGCAGCGACGACGACCAUCCACGAGAGGCCGCUGUACGUGGGCGGAACGGGCCUGACUUGGGGCCUGGGCACGGUCUUGGGACCCAUCAUUGGAGGAGCCUUCUCGGACAGCUCUGCGGGCUGGCGUUGGUCCUUCUAUAUCAACCUCUGCAUCGGUGGACUGUGUGCUCCGGUCUAUCUCUUCAUGCUCCCUAACCAGGACCCUCGCCCCGGAGUCACACUCCUCGACCGUGCUCGUGAGAUGGACUACCUCGGUGCUCUCCUGACCAUCGGCGCUUUCGUCUCGGGCGUGAUGGCCAUCUCCUGCGGGGGCGUGCAGUAUGAGUGGGAUUCCGGGACUACCAUCGGCCUCUUCGUCUGCUCCGGCCUCCUCUUCAUCGUGCUGGGCCUGCAACAGGUCUACACGGUCUUCACCAACACGAGCCGCCGCAUCUUCCCCGUGGAGUUCUUCCGGUCCCGGACGAUCCUCAUCCUCUUUGGCAUGACGGCCGCAGGGGGGACGGCAGUCUUCAUCCCCAUCUACAUGAUGCCCAUCUACUUCCAGUACACGAGGGGGGACUCGGCGCUGGAGGCUGGGGUGCGAUUACUGCCGUUCAUCUUCCUGAUGAUUUUCGCUGUCAUCGGGAACGGCGCCGUCUUGUCUGCCUACGGAUACUACAUGCCCUGGUACACGGCCGGUGGCAUCUUCAUCGUGAUCGGCGGCGCGCUGAUGUACACCGUCGACACCACGACCUCCACCUCUGCCGUCUACGGCUACAGCAUCCUCGUCGGCUUCGGCUGCGGGCUCUUCGCGCAGGCCUCGUUCUCCGUGGCCCAAGCCAUCGUGGAGCCGUCGAACGUCGCCGCCGCGGUAGGCUUCAUCACCUGCGCGCAGGUGACCGGCGUCACCAUCGCGCUCGCGAUCGCGAACGCCGUGUUCCUCAACGGCUCCCAGGACAAGAUCGCCGCUCUGCUGCCCGCGGUGCCGCUCUCCGAUAUCCAGUCUGCCAUCUCGGGGGGCGGGAGCGACUUUGUGAAGAGUCUGAGCCCGGAUUUGCAGGAGCAGGUGUUGGUUGCGAUUGUGGACAGCAUGAGCAAAACGUACGUCCUGGUGAUUGUAGCCGGAGCGGUGGCGGUCGUGCUGAGUGCGGGGAUGAAGAGGGAGAGGCUGUUCAUGGCUGCUGGUCACGCUGGGUAG